This is a messenger RNA of Rosa rugosa (rugosa rose), 1137 nucleotides long. Its product is annotated as chitinase 2-like. Lineage: Eukaryota; Viridiplantae; Streptophyta; Magnoliopsida; Rosales; Rosaceae. The record is from RefSeq and is a predicted model, not a curated record. Gene Ontology annotation, molecular function: hydrolase activity, hydrolyzing O-glycosyl compounds. Gene Ontology annotation, biological process: carbohydrate metabolic process. The transcript has a single exon. Bases 49 to 960 code for a protein of 303 amino acids.
AAUGUUCACUUCACUCUAUCUAUACUAGCAACUACUCGAUCAGCAGCAAUGGCAGUUCCAAAGCUGAAGCUUAUGAUCAGCCUUGUAUUCAUUCAAGCCCUCAUCACUUCAAACCAAGCAGCCCCAUCAAACUCAGAUAUCUUCAGAGAAUACAUAGGAGCUGAAUUCAACAAUGUCAAGUUUUCUGAUGUCCCCAUUAACCCAAAUGUUGAGUUCCACUUCCUUCUCUCCUUUGCCAUCGACUACGACACCUCAGGUUCUUCACCCACCAAUGGAAAUUUCAACGUCUUUUGGGACACUGACAACCUCGGCGCCUCUCAAGUUUCAGACAUCAAGAAUGCCCAUUCAAAUGUGAAAGUUGGCUUAAGCUUAGGAGGGGACAGUGUCAAUAGUGGCUCUUGUUACUUCAACCCUUCCUCAGUUGAUUCAUGGGUUUCUAAUGCUGUUUCUUCACUCACAAGUAUCAUCCAGCAGUACAAUCUAGAUGGGAUUGACAUUGAUUACGAGCACUUUAAAUCUGACCCCAACACCUUUUCCGAGUGCAUCGGAAAGCUUAUAAAAACCCUCAAGGACAAUGGUGUCAUCAAGUUUGCUUCCAUUGCUCCUUUUGAUGACGAUGACGUUCAGAGCCACUACUUGGCCUUGUGGAAGAACUACGGCCAGUUGAUAGACUAUGUGAAUUUCCAGUUCUAUGCUUAUGAUCAUAGCACCACAGUGUCUCAGUUUAUCGAUUAUUUCAAGACUCAAAGCUCAAACUACAAUGGUGGGAAGGUCUUAGCGAGCUUUAGCACCGAUGGGAGUGGUGGAUUGUCCCCUGAAAAUGGGUUCUUCACUGCCUGCCAUAGGCUCAAGAGUGAACAAAACCUUCAUGGUAUCUUUGUUUGGUCUGCUGAUGAUUCCAAGAAAAAUGGUUUCCGCUAUGAAAAGCAAUCCCAAGCUCUUUUGGCAAUUCCACAUUAGCAUUGUACACAGAGUCACACUAUCCCUGCUGCUAUGUAGAUGAUUAAGAUUCAGGACCUGGAAUUGAGACGUUCCAGGAUAUUGUAUUAGUACUAUGCAUGUACUUUUAUCCAGUAGUUAUAUCUUCUAUACAUUUGUACUAAAUGUUUAUGAAUACUACAUUAUGUUUAACUAUAA